AAUGUGGAAGAAGGAGGUGCGGCUCACCAGGCGGGUUUAAAAGCUGGAGACCUGAUUACUCAUAUCAAUGGAGAGCCAGUGCAUGGUCUUGUUCAUACGGAAGUCAUUGAGUUGUUGUUAAAGAGUGGUAACAAAGUCUCUGUAACGACAACCCCUUUUGAAAACACUUCCAUCAAGACAGGACCUGCCAGGCGAAACAGCUGCAGGAGCCGAAUGGUCAGACGCAGUAAGAAAACCAAGAAGAAAGAGAGUUUAGAGAGGAGAAGAUCUCUCUUUAAAAAGCUGGCCAAGCAACCCUCUCCUCUUCUUCACACCAGCAGAAGUUUCUCCUGCCUGAACAGAUCACUUUCAUCAGGGGAGAGCCUGCCUGGGUCUCCAACCCACAGCUUAUCUCCUAGAUCACCUACCCCCAGCUACCGCUCUACUCCUGAUUUUCCAUCUGGUACUAACUCUUCCCAGAGUAGCUCCCCUAGUUCAAGUGCUCCCAAUUCUCCAGCUGGUUCAGGACACAUAAGACCCAGCACUCUUCAUGGCUUGGGUCCAAAGCUUGGUGGGCAAAGAUACAGAUCGGGAAGACGCAAAUCAGCUGGCAGUAUUCCCCUCUCCCCUCUUGCACGGACACCUUCUCCAACACCCCAGCCGACAUCCCCUCAGCGAUCUCCAUCACCAUUGCUAGGACAUUCGAUUGGAAAUACAAAAAUAGCUCAAUCUUUUCCUAGCAAAAUGCACUCCCCUCCAACUAUUGUAAGGCAUAUUGUUAGGCCAAAGAGUGCAGAGCCACCAAGAUCUCCACUGUUAAAGAGAGUCCAAUCUGAAGAGAAGCUUGCACCCUCUUACGGCAAUGAUAAGAAACACUUAUGUUCACGAAAACACAGUCUGGAAGUGACACAGGAAGAAGUGAAUAGAGAAUUGUCCCAAAGGGAAGUAACUCUUCAGAGCUUGGAGGAGAAUGUAUGUGAUGUGCCAUCACUCACACGAGUCAGGCCUGCAGAGCAGGGCUGCUUGAAGCGACCCAUCUCCCGAAAAUUAGGUAGGCAAGAAUCCAUCGAUGAGCUAGACAGAGAGAAGCUGAAGGUCAAGAUAGUUAUGAAAAAGCAAGAUUUUGCUGAAAAAGUAAAUGCUGCUAUACAUGAACCUAGCAGUGAACCAGAAAAUCCCAAUACUUUAAGAUUGGAAGAAAGAGACAAAAAAGCAUUCCAGAAGGUGUUAGAAAGAUCAAAUCAGUUUGAAACAAAAAUUGUUGCUUUGGAGACCCAGUCAGCUGGUGGCAUACUCAAAGACACCCUUCAAAAGAAUGCAAACUUGAGAUCAAAUGAUGGUGUUGCUUUAGAUGCACAGAUGUUGUGUCAUGGGCCUCCGCUUAAUGAACUCAGUCACGUUUCUUACGACUUCAAAAGAAUUUCCCCUCCAUGUACACUGCAGGAUGCACUACCUCAGUCCUCUGACAGGAUGCUAAAUGCAAAGGGAGAAAACGCAGAUAAAAAUGUACCCACAAAAGAAUUUGUCAAAUUUGAAAGAUUAGAUGGUAAACUUGCAAAUAUUGAUUAUCUUAGAAAGAAAAUGUCCAUGGAAGAAAAAGAUGAUAGUGUCUGUCCAGUGCUAAAACCCAAAUUGACAUCAACUGUUCAUGAAUGCCUUCAACUUAAUACAGGCAGACCCCUAAACAUACAGCAGGACUCCACUGCUGUUGCUGAUGGUAGAGCAUUUAUCAGCAGUGCACAUGCUGCUCAGAUUAACUCAGUUUCUUUUGUUCCUCUCAAGACCUUGAAUGGCCGAGCGGAUGUGAGUGUUGAAAAAUCAGCCCUUAUUUCCACUGAGGCUCCUGUCAGAAAAAGUCCUUCAGAAUAUAAACUUGAUGGGAGGUCUGUUUCGUGUUUGAAGCCAAUAGAAGGCACACUAGACAUUGCCUUACUUUCUGGGCCACAGGCUUCGAAGACUGAACUGCCUUUGUGCGUGCUGCUGGAAGGACAGAGCACCAGCAGUGAUGGGGGAUCUCCUAAGCCCCCAGCAUCACAAGGGAGUCAGAAAGAGCAGUUUUUAAGCUAUUCAAAAUCUGGCAAAGUCAACAUACCAGAGCCUCAGGUUCUGCAAACAAGCAGGAGUUCUCCAAACCCACCAGUCAUCCCUGUGGCUGCAGAAGUAGUGACAGAGAAAAAGGUUUCUAGCCCAGCUACUAAAGGCAGUAUUUCUGUUACUGAAGCUGUUCAAAAGAAAGACACCUCCCCUUCAAAACAAAAGGACAAUUCAAUGGAGGCAAAGUCUUGUGUUGUUCAAAGUCAGAGCGUUACUCAAAGUCAGAGUGUUAAAACUACUCAAACAUACUCCAAACUUUCUGCUGUCCAAAGCACUCCUGAAAAAGCUGUAGGAAAAGAGAAGCAAAUAGAAAAGGAGUUGCCUGCCAAACAGUCAGUAGCCCAGAGAAGUUGUGAGCCUAUCCCUGCAAAGGUCGAGGUGAUCAGGGAGUCAUCUCUGAAGGUAUCUGUCUCAGACGUCCUGAUAACGAGCUACUCCAAAAGCAAUGAAAAAAAUUGUGCUGAUUUUGCCAUUCCACCUCAGAUGCAAGGAAAAAUGCAGGCAGCUGGUCCCAAGGCACAACCUAAGGAUGGCAAAGAAUCACUGAAACAGCUAGGCAAAGAUGACAGCAGUGUUGCUAGUAGUUCUGUGGAAAGGGACAUAACCAAGCAGAAAGUUCUCAGUGAGUCUAAGAAAGUUAUCGCAGAGUCAAAGAGUGAAGCUCUUCCAUCCAAACGGCCCAUGCAACCCUCAAUAGAUUGUGAUCCCAGAAAUGAGAAGUCUGCACCAGUUUCCUCUGUGCAGAAGGACAAUGCCAAAGAUUUAGGAAAGAAAGAUCAGAAACAGCUCACUGACAUAAGGCUUCAAACUACUGACAGAGAGCAGUCCAGCCAAGUUCCUCGGCAGCAGCUUAACACUUCAGGCUCCCCUGCUGUGAGAGACACUGUAAGCAGAAACUGUGCUGUAGAUGUUCAUGCAGGUGUUCAAGAACAUGUGAAGCCUGCUGCCACCUAUGUGGAAAGCAGCAGUAAUAAACACAGGCCAGUCUCUGAUACAAGUUCCUCUAAGUCUAAGUACUUGGAUAAACAGACAUUGUCACAAAAACCAUGCACUCCAACCAUAAAAGAAAAAGAAACUAUUAUUCAGGUGUCUACCAGCUCCCGGAAAGAUGGGAAACAUGCCAGUAAAAAUGUGCUAGAUCCCCUUUCUUCUGUUUCAGGCUCUUUGAGAAAAAUGAGCAAUGAACACGUGCAGGCUGAAAGGCCUGUGAGUUUGGAGCAUGGCUCAGUGGCCAUCUUCCAAAUGAGCAGUACCACUCCUGACACCAAACCCAAAUCCUCUGCUGUCAACCCGGUACCAGCAGGCCCUGAGAGUUCUAAGCAGAUGCAGAGGCAAGAACCAGCAGGCUUAGGGGAAUCUGCUGAUCAAAAGCAACUUCACCUCAAUGAAAAACAAACCAUGUCUCCAAAGUUUUCCACUGUGAAAGACUGUCUCUUGCUGAGCAAACAGGCAGACCGAAGUCCUAGUAACCAGACGAUCCCUGCAGACAAAAGACCCGAAGGAAAAAUAUGCACUGAUGCACUUUAUGUUCAGCUUGACAGUGGGAAAGUAGAGCCUACUCUUUGCCUCUCAAACUGUGAUGCCAGAGGGAAAGGAACAGAAAAAGCAACUGCAAGUAGCAAAAGCUCUCAAGAUUCAAAAGGGAAAGGACAAGUUAAUCAAAAACAGCCAGAGGAUGCAAAUAAGCAGAUUGCAAUAAAACAUUUGUCAGCUGCCAGCAGUCGUGUGGCUGCAACACCAGGAAAGCCACUGACUUGUUCAGCCAGUUUCUCUGAAUGUAGACAAGAGGUAUCUGUUUUGUCUUCAGCGAAGAGUGAUGGAUCUUCAGCAAAAGUUAAAGCAGGCUCACCUGAGAUUUCUGCAACCUGCAAGGAACUAAAUAAGAAAAACACGUCUUCCGCAGGGAGCGGUAAGGCAGAAAUGACUAAAAGUGUUUCACUGAUGGCCUUGCACAGUGCUGCUGUUGUAGUAGAAGCCCACCACCCCGCUUCAAACCUUGGGGGGAAACCUGGAAAUCAAGAAAAGUCUUUUUUUGUUAACACUGUGGAUGUAAAGGGAAAAGAUGCUGUUCAGGCUCAGCAGUCUGCUUCAAGAAAACAGAAUGUAGGUAAAGAUUUAUCCAGGUCAGCAACCACACCUGACCGCCCUAUCGCACUUUCUAACGACAAAGAUUCAGCUCGGCAGCGGCGAGGAAAGGAAGCUUCGCGGAGCAGUCCUCACAAAAAAUCCUGUUAA
This is a messenger RNA of Pelecanus crispus (Dalmatian pelican), 4308 nucleotides long. NCBI's taxonomy places the organism in Eukaryota, Metazoa, Chordata, Aves, Pelecaniformes, Pelecanidae. The record is from RefSeq and is a predicted model, not a curated record.